AUGCCAAAUGAUUCAGCAUUGUCCUGUAGUGUAGGAGAUGUUCCCAGAGUCAAUGGCCAGUUAGCCGCUUCACGUGCUUUCGGAGACAAAAGCCUCAAGUCACAUCUGAGUUCAGAUCCAGAUAUACGCUCCGAAGAUGUGACUGCUGACAUCGAUCUACUGAUCCUUGCGAGUGAUGGCUUGUGGAAGGUAAUGAGCAACGAAGAGGCAGUGGAUAUUGCUAGAAAGUACAAAGAUCCACAAGCAGCAGCAAGGCCGCUGGCAACGGAAGCAGUGAACAGUGUCAUCAAGGAUGAUAUCUCUUGCAUCGUUGUUCAACUAAGGGCAUAA
Molecule: messenger RNA, 330 nt
Organism: Zingiber officinale
Lineage: Eukaryota; Viridiplantae; Streptophyta; Magnoliopsida; Zingiberales; Zingiberaceae
Product: probable protein phosphatase 2C 10
Exons: 3
Coding region: 1-330 (109 amino acids)
Biological process (GO): protein dephosphorylation
Cellular component (GO): nucleus; cytosol
Molecular function (GO): protein serine/threonine phosphatase activity
Source: RefSeq, a predicted model, not a curated record